Scleropages formosus (Asian bonytongue) is the source of this 2245-nucleotide messenger RNA. RefSeq names its product class I histocompatibility antigen, F10 alpha chain-like. The record is from RefSeq and is a predicted model, not a curated record. NCBI's taxonomy places the organism in Eukaryota, Metazoa, Chordata, Actinopteri, Osteoglossiformes, Osteoglossidae. Gene Ontology annotation, cellular component: external side of plasma membrane. Gene Ontology annotation, biological process: immune response. The transcript has 12 exons. The coding region runs from base 127 to 1554 and encodes 475 amino acids.
ACGAAACGCCACAGAUUCUGGGAAAACCAGACUGUGAUGGAUGGAAGCUUAAGCUUAGGAUAAUUAUUAAAGAAAGAAAUACUUACCAAUUUAUAAUAAUUCCAAAAGGACCCUGAAUGUGAAAAUAUGUGGUUUCAAUUGCUGUCUCUACUCUUACUUCCUCUAUGGACAGAGGGGAGUGACGAAAUUCACUCCCUUGAGUACAUCUACACCGCACUGUCCAAGCCAAUUGGUCUCCCUGGUAUCUACGAGUUCACAGCCAUGGGAAUCCUGAAUGAUAAAGAGAUUGACUAUUACAACAGCCAGGAGAAGCUUAAGAUUCCAAGACAGGAGUGGAUGAAAGAGCGCCUGGAUGAGAAUUACUGGGGUAAAGGAACACAGUCCCGCAGGAGCAAAGAGCAGUGGUUCAAAGUCAACGUCAACAUUCUGAUGGAUCGCAUGAGACACAACAGCUCUGAUAUCCAUGUGCUCCAGUGGAGACAUGGUUGUAAGGGUGUCCAACAGCCUGAUGGAUCUCUAAAAUUUAAAGAAGGCUUUGACCAGUAUAGCUAUGAUGGUGAGGACUUUCUGUCCUUUGAUGAAUCCAACUCACGAUGGAUUGCUCCAGUUCCAGCAGCCCAGCCCACAAAAAAAAAAUGGGAUGACUCUCAGACCCUGAACCAGUACACUAAAGGCUAUCUGCAGAAGGAGUGUAUGGACUGGUUAUCAAAGUUCAUGUAUUAUGGGGAAGUAGAUCUGAGGAAACACUCUCCUCCAAAGGUUUUUGUCUUUGCAAAGAAGUCUAAAAACCCUGGAAAUAUGGUUCUUCACUGCCUGGCUACUGAAUUCUAUCCAAAAGAUGUUGUAGUAGAAAUAUAUAGGAAUGGCAUUGCCUUGACUGAGAGGGAUGGGGUUCUGUCCACUGGUGUCAGACCCACUGGUGUCAGACCUGAUAGAGAAAAUCCCGAUGAGAGACCAGAGGAAACAUUUCAGCUGAAGAAGUCUCUGGAGAUCCCAGAGAAUGAUGACAGAGAGUACAGCUGCAAAAUCAAUCACAGGGCCUUGAAGGAACCUGUUCACAAAACUUGGGAUCGUACCUGCUGUGACUGUAAAGACAACAAAAUUGGGAUCAUCGUCGGGGUGCUGCUUGUCAUACUCUUGGCUGCUGUUGGUGGGAUUGUGUUCUUCCUCUACAAGCAGGGAAUAAUAGUGAAAAACAAAGCACAGGGCUCCAAAGACAAUGACUCUGGACAUGGCUCAUCAAACAGCAACAGCAAUGAGAACCUGAAUGGAGGGAAACAAUCUCCGAAUGGCAAUGACAGCUCUAGCAAGAACUCUGAGGAGGAAAACCUGCUGACGGAUGUAAAAGUGACAAAUGGAACCCAGGGCUCCAAAGACAGUGACUCUGGACAUGGCUCAUCAGACAGCAGCAGUAGUGAGAACCUGAAUGGAGGGAGACAAUCUCUGAAUGGCAGUGACAGCUCCAGCAACAACUUUGAGGAGGAAAACCCGCUGAUGAAUGUAAAAGGUUCCACAGACUCAGGAAAGAGCUCAGUCCAGAAUGAGAAGUGUUAAGUGAAUAUCCAGUUGCUGGACAGUGGUACAAAGGCUUAAUACAUCAGCCCUCAAAUACAGUAUAUCCUGUAACUGAACUCUAAAACUGUCAGGAGAGGAACAGAAGAGAAGAUGUGAACUGUCAUUGUGGCUCUUUUCCUCUACUGGUGCCCGCUGAAUUUAUGUGAAUGAAAAUUGCAAUUUAGAAACAGAUUUUAAAUAAUAAAUGAUCCUGUGUAUAUUCCAAGGGUUAGGUUUAGGCUAUGAUAGUAAUGGGUCAUAGACACAGAGCCAGAGAGACACACUACAUGACAUCCUCACACUCUCUCUGUACUGUACUCUCUGGUCUGUGGUAAGAGGCAGAAGUCUUUUUUUUUUCUAUUUUAUUUCUACUUUUUCAUAUUACGCUGACAAAUCAUUGAGUCACAUUCAUGAAGGUAUUGCUCAUUACCUCAACUCUUCAAAAGCUUAUUUUUGUGGUACUUGUAUACUUGCAUUACAUAAGAAUUUAUCUGCACUAAUUUUUAGACAUGUAAGUUGACUGGUAUGGGUUGGUAAAUACUAAAUUGUCAACUCUUAAGUUGCUCUUUGUGUGAGUAUGACUACCCUUGCAGCUGAAGGAUGACCUCUGCAACUUUGAUUGGAUGUGGCAACUACUGAUAUAAAUGGAAGCAUCCUGAGUUUUUUUUUUUUUUUUUUUUUUUUUUUUUUU